CAGCCUUUGUCCAUACGUACGUCUCCCGCGCGCGUUCCGACCUCCGACUUUCCCGAGAGCCCGUUCUCGCCGAGCCAUGCCGGCGAGAAGGGUGGUCGUCGAGCUUCUCCGGUCAGCCUCCCGCGAGGCCUUCCAGGUCGCCGUCUCCUUCGCCGCCAGGCCGCCAGUGUCCACCAUGCUGAAGCCGGCGGUCACCAAGCCCCUCCACCACGACCACAGGUCCGGGGAGAGCGCGGCGAUCGGCUCUCGGGCCACAUUUGCUCUGCAGUAACCGAGAUCGCGCAUGGGACGGCAAAGCGACACGUUUUCAUCUCAUAUAUAUGUUUCCCCCUACAAUUGUAGCUCUUAUUUGGGGCUGGGCGAACGUUGCCUCAUCUGUAGACAACUUCUUCCAUUGUGCAUGUACGUCCCUUCGAUGUGUAAAACUUUCAAGCGAUGUACCUGUACCAUAUUCAAGCAUAUCAAGGAGGAGCCAUAUGUACUAUACAUCGUCAGCAAAGUAUAGCUUAUUGGGACGGAGCUCUCAACCCCUGCUCGGUCAAGGUCGUCGCCGGUAUCAUUUCACUUUCAGUUCCAAUUAAUCUACAAGACAUACCGAACGACCAUAUACAAUACGUCCGGAACGGUCGCAGUUGGAACGAGAUCGAUAAGAAUCGGCAAUGUGCCCCUGUCAAUGGCGAAGGCCGCACCAACAACCAGUAUCUCAGUUUGCAGCUAGGUCCUCCGAGUUAGCCUAGCUAGCCUGUCUCGUGAUCAGCCGGAGCGAUGAUGUCGUCGGAGAUGAGGGAGGAGCGCGGGCACGACCUGCCGCAGUACGGCGUCCUGGUGUCGGUGGUGGGGGGUCUGGUGGUGGCGGGGCCGCUCUUCAUGGUGGACGGCGGCGACGCGGUCCUCGAGUCCGUGAAGGAGCUCUUCGGCCCCGUGGGGCUCCUGCUGCUCCCCGUCAGCCUCAUCCUCCUCAUCCGGGUCCUCUCCUCCGGUUACCGGCUCGUCGACAUCGUCGGGCUCGCCUUGGGCGAGUCGCUUGACGCUGCCCACCGCGCUGGCCGGGGAUCGCCGCUGGGGGCCGCGCUCGCGCUGCUGCUCUUCCUGCUCAUCGUGUAUUACAGUUCGUCGUCGCUGUUUGGCGGCGGCGGCGGCGACUAGUAGCGAGGGGCUAUAGGCCGGCUGCGCGAGACGGGGCGUACGUACGGUAAGAGUCGCAUCUGUGCAUGUGCUCCAUCGAUCGGCAGCCUGCUGCUUAGCUGUAAUCUGCGAAUAUAACUUGGUUCGCUCGAGCAUCAGAAGCUUCCGUAUUGCAUCGAUCAUGUGUUUGCGCUGAUCCAACUGGCCAAUAUUUCUUGGUUGACUUAGCUUAACCCAUGCAGGCCAAUUGUCCUUUAUUGUUGGCAAGAAUCCAAACAUGCAAAGAACAUCAGAACACUGGUGGAAAAACAGGCUUCGGGUGAGCCCCAUAAGUCGCGAUGCUGCAGGAACCGCGACUAAUGGUACCUUUAGUCGCGGUUCGGGAGGCGAACCGCGACCAAAGGCCUGGGCCCAGGGCGCUCGGUGGCCAGCCGGUGCACGUGGGGGCCUUUAGUCGCGGUUGGCCAGGCCAACCGGGACUAAAGCCCCUCCCCUAUAUAUACCCACCCAGCAGCCAACACUUAGCCAUUUGGUGCCAUUCUCUUCACAAGCUUCACAAGUGGGUGUUAGGUUUGCUUUUGGUUCCUCUUAUGCACAUAAGGUGUUUGAUGAAAUGCCCCAAGAGCAUGAAACAAACAUGAUAUGAAGUGUUGGAGCCACACUUGAGCUUUCUCAUUUAUUUUUUCCUCCUCGAUCGCGGUUAGCAACUUGAACCUUUGAUGUGUCGUUGAUAAAAUGUGCAUGUGCAUGUGUGUAGUUCAUUGUUUAAUUUAUAUUGUUUGUAGCUAGUUAGUUUAACAAAUGCA
This is a messenger RNA of Lolium perenne, 1931 nucleotides long. RefSeq lists its product as uncharacterized. The record is from RefSeq and is a predicted model, not a curated record. Lineage: Eukaryota; Viridiplantae; Streptophyta; Magnoliopsida; Poales; Poaceae.